AUGCGGAUGUCGAUUCGAAGCAACGUCUGCAUUCCUUUGGCAGCGCUCUCAUGCCAUAGAAGGUCCACCUUCAAUGACAGUGGCCAUGGCGGUGUUCGCCGAACUACUUUACGCACCACCUCGUUUGCAGGCUUCUCGGCGAGCAAGUCUGUACUAUCGCCUAAUGCGUUCGCGGCCUCCCCCGUCCGGAGUAAGCACCCCUCCUAUCUGUACCAUUUCUUUAUGGGGCACUCCACACGCUUUGCUGCGAUGGCGCCUCCGCUCACACGCGCCGGUAUCACGCAACUCGAGCGUGAGCCCCUGACGCACAGCACGCCAGGCCGCAUUAACGACCACAUUUGCAUCGGCAUGGUCAAGACGCUGCGCUGGCUGGCCGAUCGCGUCUUUCGAGAGCGGUACAUCCACCGAGCAACCAUGCUGGUCACUGUGGCGGCUGCAGCUCCAGCGGCGGGCUCGGUGGCGGCGUAUUUACGUAUGCACUUCAAGCGGCGCCACAGCAGCAACACCGGCAGCGAUGGCGCACACACAUGCGACGCAGCAGAAGGAAGUUCACCGUUUCUGGCCUUUGGCAGUUCUCCGAACACCGGUGGUGCGCCUUCUAUUCCUGGUGCUUCCCGCUCCUUCGCUACCGCACGCCCGUCACUCUGCAGGUCUACAGCGAGCGCCGCCACGGAAGGAGCGAGGUCGACCCUCGAGCACUCCUAUGGAAAAGAGCUCCGCGGUCUGUUCGCGCAGUGUGAGAGCCACUCCGUUCAUUAUCAGGUGCUGAGCUGCAUGACCGAAAUCACGCUUGCUGAGCGCGGCCUUGUACUCCUGCUGCAGGCGAUACACUUUACCAUCUACCUGGCGUUGUUUCUGUUUUACCCGCGCAUGGGUUUCCGACUCAUGGCUUACACAGCGGAGGAGUCCUCGGUGGUGUGGACACAGAUGGUAAACGAUGUCGACCUUGGCAAAAUUGCUGAAAUGUGUGUGCCGCAACUGGCAUUGCAGUACUGGGGGCUGGAGGGAGCUUUUAGAACACAGGUGGCCCCGGUACCAAUGGCGGUGACCUCCCAGGAGCAGGAGCAGGUUCUCUACAAGACCAGCGAUGAAGGUGUGGAGGAACAGGUCUCUUUCGCCGAUACAGCGAAAUCGGGUAUCUCACCGCACGGUGUCGAUGCCAGCAAUCGGACUGCAACGUCCCCAUCUCCAGCUGUUGAUCAUGUGUCCGUGCCCUUUACGGUCGCUUGUUCUCGCAGCGAAAGUGAUGUCGAUACAAAGGAAAGCGAAGGGCACAUCAUAAUUGCCUCCGAGCUUGGUGCGGGCUCCGCGGCGUCCGUCUUGACGCUGCGCGACGUUGCGCUGCUUAUCCGCUCUGACGAGAUGGUCUUCCGAGAUCUAAACCACGAAUUAGCGAAUAAACUGGACACGCAGCGGAGCUGGCUGCAGCGCCUUGUGGACUUCUACGGCAGCGAGAAGUAG
Leishmania braziliensis MHOM/BR/75/M2904 is the source of this 1461-nucleotide messenger RNA. Its product is annotated as putative alternative oxidase. Gene Ontology annotation, molecular function: alternative oxidase activity. NCBI's taxonomy places the organism in Eukaryota, Euglenozoa, Kinetoplastea, Trypanosomatida, Trypanosomatidae. Gene Ontology annotation, cellular component: mitochondrion. The transcript has a single exon. Gene Ontology annotation, biological process: alternative respiration. The coding region runs from base 1 to 1461 and encodes 486 amino acids. The record is from RefSeq and is a predicted model, not a curated record.